AUGCCCUGGCAGCCGCUACCUCUGUCGUAUGCGGUUGCCAUCUAUCCCUUUCAGCCGACGUCUUCCCCGUCCGAACUCCCUCUUCAGAUUGGAGACCAAUUGUAUGUCAUCGAGCAGGGAGGUAAAGAUGGAUCUUGGUGUCGCGGCUAUCUGGUCGCGCCGCCCACCUUGCUGUCGGCAUUGAGCCCUGGGAUUAGGACCGCCGCCGACGCCCGGGUCUUUUCUGGCAUCUUCCCCAAGUGUUGCAUCGAAAUUCGAGAACAACUGGGUCCUGAUGUCGACUUGGUCGUCCAGCCAGGCCAGCCAAGGCCUCCAGCUCCGGUGCCCAUGUUGAAAAUCGGGGAUGAAUCUCCGACGUCAAUCACUGAGCCAUUGGUCGAUGAAAUCACCUCGUGUUUGCGAGAAUGGUAUAUUCUGCAUUUGCCCGAGCUGGUUUUGCGGCGAGAGUACCAUCUUCUGGACCAGAUGUCGGAUAUCACCACCCGACUCGACUAUGCCAGGCGGGAACUAUUGAACGAUGUGCUCACCACUCAGGAGAGGCUCCAAGUCCGCCGGGACGCAGUGUGGGACCUGGUGCGAGGCAACAAAAUGCUGAGCGGCGAGGUCAUCGUCCGGGAUCCGGCUCGACAAGGACGACUUUUGACUUCGCAGGACCCGGCCAUCGAGCUGGCCAAAUUACAGUCAGUCAUGAGUGUGCUGGAUACUACGCCGUCCGAAAAGUCCAAGGCGACUUCACUCCAUCACUGUCUCCUUGAGGUCACGUCAGUGGCCGGCUCCGACCUGGACGCGACAACACUGAGUCUGGCUCUGUAUCUCAAGGAUGCAGAUGGCAAUCUCAAGCCCUUUUCAGAGACGUACAGCUCCAUCGCCAGUUCCAAAAUGAAGACACUCCUGUCGGAUCUCAGCACUAGGGACGUUGGGGCCGAUGACCGGUUAUUCCUUGUAGCCAAGGUUGUGGUUUCAGAACCUCCACGAAAAGCCAAAAAACGAGUGAUCGAACGACCGCCAUCAAGAAACGGAACCAUACUGGGUCAACGGCAGUUAUCUCUGAACAGGCGAAGAUCCAGCCUGAUGUUUGGGAGGCGGCGGAAUGCUGAAAGACCUCAGCCCAGCCAAAACGGUAGAACCACCCCACAACUCCAGGAACGAGCAUCAACUCCGUCGACCAUUGAGGAAGAGGAAGAUGGCCAGCACAAGCCUUCAGGUCCCCCUGUCCCUCGGACCAUUGGAGUGGGAGUUUUGGACAUUGCCAAAAUCAUGAGGGAUGGCCAGCCACGAGAAGAAAGCGUCACCAUAUGGUCUCCAUCACAGCGAGACGACGAGAAGCCGGGGGAGCCUAGCGCGCUGGCAGCGCAGCUCCUUGACAGCCCUAGCAGGGCUCUUGUUUUAUGCACACCGAUCUCCAGCGUCAAUUUCAAUCUGACUCCUUACACUGCGCCUGAGGCCGACACCCUGAUUAAGAACACGCCCACAUCGAUGCACAUGAUCACCAAAACUCAAAAGAUGGGCUUCUCAGAGGCGCCGUCCAAACCACGGACAGACAUCUAUCUUACUUUGGGCAAAGCAGUCUUGGCCCAAGGGUCCUUUUUGUCCCACCCUGAGGUGAACGUGGCGCCGAUAAAGGCACAUUCAUUGCAGAACCUACAACUGACCAUGGAAGUGCGAGACAAUGCUGGACGGCGUGUGGAGCAUUGUAUAUUCCCGUCGUCGAACGGAGCCGGAGUCACUGCCUUUCGAACCAAUGCCGUCGAACUCGAUCAUAAGUGGGAUCAGACGCUAUGUUUGCGAGUGCCAACCGAGAAGGUACCAGAAAGUCACUUGGUUCUGAGUAUUGCGGAUGCCCCAGAAUUCCCGUUUGCCCUGGCCUGGUUGCCGCUGUGGGAUAAGCAAGCCUUCAUUUCUGAUGGCAAGCACUCGCUCGUCCUACACGCUUAUGAUAAGAUCACAUCCAGCAUCAACCACGGCCGCGGUGCAUAUCUAUCCCUAGCCUGGAACAAUGCCAACUACAAGACCAUCCACGAAGGUUCUUUGGCAACGAUCGCUUCCCUGGAAGUAUACACUCUUCUCUGCAGCACCGAAUAUUCGCAGGAUCGAACCUUGGUCAGCCUCAUCAAUUGGAAGCAUCAGACGUCGGUCCAAUUGUUGGACAUCCUCCAGAAACUCACGUUUGUGCCAGAAAUCGAAAUCGUUAAGCAACUCAGAGAGGUGCUGGACGCGCUGUUCGGAGUCCUGGUCCACAAGUCGGGGGAGUCCAAGUUUGAAGACCUUAUCUUCAACGAUAUUGUUUGGGUGCUCGGAAUUGUCCAUGAUCGACGGUUCAACCUGGGUCCUCUGAUUGAACAGUACACCGAGAAUCAUUUUCGCUUCCCCUACGCUGCGUCGUGCCUGAUUCGUAGCUUCACCAGACUUUUACAGAGUGUAUCGGACCCUCAAAGUGCCCGUGAUAUGAGAUCGUUGUUCAAAGUUGGCAAAAAUUUCAUGAGAAUUCUGAUCGUGUCGUAUCAACAACGACGCUUUGGAUCGCAACCCAGGGACAACGAUGAGAAGCAUUCGAGUUUCAAGGAAGAUAUGCAGGCGAUCCUCUUUGGGCUGCAGAUGAUGAUGCGCAGUGAGACUCCGGCACUCGUUGGGAGUAAAACUCUCCUUGUCCAGAAGUUCCACGACUGGCUUCCCGAACUGCUACCAGCCUUCAGCAAAGAAGAAAUGAUCAAAGUGGCCGUUGACUUCAUUGACGCUUGUGACUCGGCCACGGGGAAAUUGCUGUUAUACAGAAUCGUUCUGAUUCUGAACUACACCAAGCUUGACCAGGUUUGGGUGGACGAGAAAGACCGGAAGACGCUUGUUAAGCACUGUAUCCGAUGGCUUUCGCCGUACUGGACCCCCAACAACCGCUCCGACAACUGGCACGACCAGGUCCGAUUGUGCUGCUCGGUCGUUGCUGAGCUCACCCGAUUCCCGACUUCUCACCUGCACGACUUCAUGCCGAAACUCAUCACUGCUUACAACACCAUCGCGGAUGGACCGCCGGCGAGACGGCGGUCCUUGUCCCUCCUUUUCGCAGAUUCCUACCCGUUCGUCAGCAAGCCGUCCGAAGCGAAUGAUCAAUUUGACGAAGCGCUCGUGGAGCUCUCCUCUCUCAUCUCCACAAUCGCCAAAACGAAGCUCCAGUCGAAUCUCAAACUUCAGGGACAGGAUCUCACUGAGUACAUCAUCUCGACGCUCAGCGUGCUUCGGUCUCUCCUCAAAAACGACGCAUUCCCUGCCUCGUGGCUUAGCCUGCAUAUCUACCACCACUCAUCCGCUCUGACGAUCUUGAACCACCUCUCCUCGCUCCUCAUCUCUUCUUACCUCCCGACACCAGAGGAUGCGGAUAGCUUUCACAUGCAACUGUGGAAAACCUUUCUCGAUACUCUCCUCAAGCUCGUGUCGUCGCCUGCUUUGACGCUCGAACUCUUUCCCGAACAGAAACGCCGGGCCGUGUGGAAAAUUGCUGGCGACGUGCGCCAAUAUGGUGCCGACCUCUUGCGCAAAGCCUGGGAGAGUUUGGGGUGGGAAGCGACCGCCGAUGACCAGCGACGAUACAACAUCCGCAGAUUAGGAGGCUAUCAAGUGCAGUAUGUGCCCAGCCUCGUGGCACCUACCAUCAGUCUCUGUCUGAGCAUGCACGAAGGCCUCCGCAAGGUGGCGGUGGAGGUCCUCCAAACCAUGAUCGUGAGCGAAUGGGCAUUAAGUGAAGACCUUGAAUUGAUUGAGACCGAAAUCAUCGGGGCGCUUAACUCGAUCCUGAAAGCCAAACCGGUGACGGCAAACGAGGCGGUGAGUCGCAAAGUAUUCAUCGCAGAGCUGCUAGAAUUGUUCUCCACCAUUGCCAAUCAGCCGGAUGAUGCUCUGUGGACUGCGCUCGAAGAAUUGGUGGGGACCGUCGAAGAGUUGGUCGACCUGCUCACGAGCACCGAUCCGGAAGACGAACAGUACUUGAGGAACUCGUCGACCGCCACCUCGAACCACAACGGGCAUGCACGUACCAACCAUCAACGGCCCGGCAGCAAGGACGCAGACUCGCAGACGUCCGAGGCUAAAGAACUUGCUCGGGCGAGGAGAAGCAUUGAUGGCCUGUCACCCUCGUCUCAGCAACAGCGACAGCAGCACGGGCGAGACCGUGAAUACGGGGUCCACGCCCUGGAAUGUUACAAGCAGCUCGCCGAGGAGUACGAGAGGAAUGGCGAUUAUAAGAGACUGGCAAAGACGCACCGGGCGAUUGCCCGCAUCCACGAGGCAAGGGCAGCCAGUCGGUUUGGUGGGCGGGAGGCGAACGUGAAUGGCUCAAGGAUGGGAAACAGGGAUGACGAUGGAGAGGAGGACGAGUUAUAG
Fonsecaea erecta is the source of this 4371-nucleotide messenger RNA. RefSeq lists its product as hypothetical. The record is from RefSeq and is a predicted model, not a curated record. The coding region runs from base 1 to 4371 and encodes 1456 amino acids. The transcript has a single exon. Gene Ontology annotation, molecular function: guanyl-nucleotide exchange factor activity; small GTPase binding. Gene Ontology annotation, cellular component: plasma membrane; cytoplasm. Gene Ontology annotation, biological process: small GTPase-mediated signal transduction. NCBI's taxonomy places the organism in Eukaryota, Fungi, Ascomycota, Eurotiomycetes, Chaetothyriales, Herpotrichiellaceae.